Molecule: messenger RNA, 381 nt
Organism: Suillus clintonianus
Lineage: Eukaryota; Fungi; Basidiomycota; Agaricomycetes; Boletales; Suillaceae
Exons: 1
Source: RefSeq, a predicted model, not a curated record
ACUGUGAUGGACUCGUUCUGCAGCUAUGACGGCGUUGACUGGGUCCAUCAACAGAACCAGUCCCGUCCAAUACGCUCCAGACACUCGUCAUCCUCGACAAUUCUUGAUCGUCACGCAGUUGCUACAAAAGCUCCGCCCAUUCCCAGACGCUCAUCCGAGGAUUCGGCUGGUGCUACUAAAGACAUCACUUCUCUCAAUCAGCUGUGGAAUACCCUUAGGCAACAGAAGCAGCGCCAAAUGGCCAAGGAGCCUCCAAAAGUCAACUCCUUGAAGGCGUCGACGCCUAUACACUCACCUACCCCGUCACGGACACCAGAUCCUGUAGGGGCAGUGAGGAAAGUAAUGACGCCUCAACCCCUCAAGAGGCGAAAGUCAAAGUAC